This is a messenger RNA of Paramecium octaurelia, 665 nucleotides long. The record is from the annotation of a GenBank genome assembly. NCBI's taxonomy places the organism in Eukaryota, Ciliophora, Oligohymenophorea, Peniculida, Parameciidae.
AUAAAUGAUAUUCUUGCAAGCUUUUAUAUAUUAAUUAUUUUUCAAAUUUCAAAAUUUAAUGAACAAAAAACAACAAGCCCCAGUAGCAUAGAAACCAGUCGGCAAAUAAUAGCAAGUCAAUAGAAAGCCUUAAGACAGGUAUACUUUAUUAGCUAUUGAUAGACCAGGAUUGACAGAAGACGAAAUUGAGGAAAUAAAAGAAGCCUUCAACUUAUUUGAUACAGAAGGUACAGGAAGAGUUGAUCCCAGAGAGUUAAAAGCUGCCAUGUAGAGCUUGGGAUUCGAUUAGAAGAAUCCAACCAUCUUCAAUAUGAUUGCUGAAUUAGAAAAUGAAGGAACUGAUAUUGAUUUUGAUUAAUUUUUGGAUGCCAUAACUUCAAAAUUAGGAAAUAGAGAAUCUAGAGAUGGUAUCAAUAAAAUAUUUGAUUUGUUUGAUGAUGAUGGUAGUAACUCAAUUAAUUUGAAUAACUUGAAAAGAGUAUCAUUUUAAAUUAAUACAAAAAUUAGGUAGCCAAAGAAUUGGGAGAAACUAUGACAGCUGAAGAACUGGGAGAAAUGUUAGAGAGAGCAGCCUCAAAUGGAAGAGAGAUCUCAAGAGAGGACUUCUAUAACAUUAUGGUCAAAAGAACAUUCUGAUAUAAUUCAUUUUAGCAGUUAAUUAUUUU